This is a messenger RNA of Limulus polyphemus (Atlantic horseshoe crab), 4359 nucleotides long. RefSeq names its product chloride channel CLIC-like protein 1. The transcript has a single exon. The record is from RefSeq and is a predicted model, not a curated record. Gene Ontology annotation, cellular component: membrane; endoplasmic reticulum. The coding region runs from base 178 to 1977 and encodes 599 amino acids. Gene Ontology annotation, molecular function: chloride channel activity. Lineage: Eukaryota; Metazoa; Arthropoda; Merostomata; Xiphosura; Limulidae.
UGUUUGUAUGUGUAGGUAUCAACUAUUGUUUUCGUUCAUAGGUAGCGUAAUCAUGUACGUUUUGGUUUUAGUUAUGUGUGUGACAAAGUUAGGUGAGUUGCUUUAUUAAUGUUUAAUUUAAAGUGAGUGAGAUUUCUAGCUGUUAUUGAAAAAGUCAAGUUAUAAACGUGAGAAAUCAUGUUUAGAGCACUCAUAAUAACAUGUAUUGUUAUAGUAAAAAUUGUUUGUUCCAAUGGAAAUAAUCAUAAACAAGACGAAAGUGUUACUACUAUUAAUAGUAAUACGAACAGCGACGGUGACGAUAAAACUGAAAGGGAAUUUACUGGUCGCGCGAAAACCCCUUCAAAAGAAGAUGUGUACAAGUGGUUUGGCACCACAGAUCAAGUUAAAAAUGGGUGGGUAGAUCCACAUGCCAUGUUUGAUUAUGAUCAUAACACCAUAAACCAUGAUAGAAUUAAUAAAAUUAAAAGAAACACUGAUGAAACUAAAUUUCAAGAUGACGACUUUCAGAUGAACAACAAAGGUGGUGUGAAAUUGAAUGAAGACCGAGCUAAAAUUAACUGUGAUGUUGAGCUAUAUAACUGUCAUAAUUUGCAAAAUGAUCUAAAUAACUGCAAGAAAUCUCUUCUGGAAAAUACCCAGGAAUUUUGUAAGUGUGAGCACGUAUAUUUAAGACGCUUAGUGAAAAAAUUUGUCUACAAACUUAAGCCUUUUGAUUUGAAAUUGAAAAAUAGCACAGACAUUCAGAUAAGUUUAAGUUUAUCUCCAAAAGAUAUUGAGGCUUUUGAUCUUUUUGUAGCUUACCCAGGUAAAUAUAUUAAUGAACUUGAUCAGACUUUGUCAGAGUUGAUUUCUAACAGUAUUGUCAGUGAACAGUAUGUUAUCAAAGAAUCAUGGUUGGAAUCAUUACAUAGAAAUAUAUGGCUCUCAGAAUUUACUAUUCCUGUACUAUUCUUUUUUGGUUUGGUUUUGCUUAAAGUUAAUUUUGUGUACAAGAGUUGGUUUCAGGUUAUUUUAAGAUUGCUGGCCAUAAUAUUCAUAUUCAGUUUUGGUAUUGAAUGGAUAAAUCUGUAUAAGAUACAGCUGGCUAAGAAACAUGCUAGUUUAUCUUCUGGCUCUGUGCCCCAGGAAUGUUCACCUGAUGAUAUGGAUUGGUGGCAGAGCAUAAAAACAUGGUUUAAAUCAGGAGUUAUGGUGGAAGAAAAUCUGUGUGAAAAGUACUACAAGAGUAUUAUGGUAGAUCCAUUUUGGGAAGUUACUCCUUUAAUGGCUUUAUCAGAAACCAUUUGGAAAUUUGUGCUUCACCCUGCUGCGUUACUUGGAACUUACGUGGGACGUUUCAUCAAGAUGCUUUUUUUAGAAAUUCCUCCAUUUCUUUGGCUUCCUGCUGCACUUUUCAUUUUUAUUAUAUUUUGCUUAAUUAUUGUUAUGUGUUUUGGUUAUCGAGUUCGUUUUCCAUUCUUUCUAGGAACACUUGAACCAGCUUAUAGAAAUACAGAAGCCUUAAACCUUCCCACAAUGGUAUUAAAUACCCUAAGGGUGGAAACCUUUACCCCCAAUGAUCCAUCUGUUUCUAGCUUAGAAGCUGAAGAUAUGGUCAGAAGUGAGAAGAAUAACAUUAAGGAUUGUAUCAAAGGGAAGGAUUCAGAAUAUAAGAAAGUUAGCAAAAAAUGGAGUGGGAUAAACACAAGAAAGGCUUAUCGUACCACAUCUGUUCCACAUAACAUGCUGGGUAUUAAAAGUGGAACCAGUAAAAAUAUUAAUAAAAGAAAAUUAAUGUCAAAGUCACUGUCUGAUAGUAACCUUGCAGAAAUGAAUAAUGCAUCUGCAAUUGCUGCCAAAAAUUAUAGUUGUAUACUAAAGAGUUUUUAUAUACCUAGCAUUAGUGAUGAAGGAUUCAAUUCUAAGCCUAAUGAGAAGAAACAGGUAUCAACCAGAAAUACUUUUUCUGCUGGAGAUAUGGAAAAUGAGAGAUAGGAAAUAAGCAGUUACAAGUAACAAUGUUACAUAUAAUUGAAGUUUUAAGUUAACAAGCUUAACUGGUGGAAUAUUAAUAUAUUGAAUAUAAAACUUGAAGAAAAUAUUACAAUGUUUACAAGGAAUACAUGUUUUACCUGUUUCUAAGGGCAGAAUGAUAAAAUCCUGUGUUGCUUUUGCAUGUAAAAAAUGAUCAUGGCUUUAUAUAUCAGUGCUAUUGCUUCUGUGGUGCAUUUUUUUAGGGAUGUUCUGUUAUCAGAUAGUAUGAAAUUAUAAAAAAAAAUUUUUUAUAAGCAUUUAAAAUAUUUUAUUUCAGAAAUUGGUUUGGUUAAUUUUCCAGUACUAAUCUUUGAUAACAUGAUAACAUCUGUCACUGUUAACAGUUGUGUAUGAAAUUGACUUGUUAUUAAAAUAAAUGUGCCUAGUGUUAUGCUCCUUGAGGCCAUAUUUCUUAACUUGUAUGGGGUGAAUAUUUCAGGGAAAUAGAAAUCAUUAUUGACAAAGUUUUCCAUUUUUACGUAUUGCUUCAGCUGUAGUCUGCAGUGCCGUGAAGUAUUUUUGUUUAUGUGUAACAAACUAGCUGAAAUACAUUUCAAAAACUUAUUUUUAUUGUAUAUCUAAAUUGAUUUGUUUGUUAAAUAACAGUGAGUAGUAGAAUUCUUUGAUGUCUGGAUUAUAUAAUAAAUGUAUGGAACAAUGGCAUGUUCUUACAUAGGUUUAUUUGUUAUUUUAGUAACAUUCUCUUCAUUUUUGCAGGUUAAAAUUUAGCCAGUUUUGCAAUUUUCUGUCAUCUUUAUAACUGUGAUUUUUAUUGUGCCAUUUUUUGGGUGGAUUAAAUGCAUUGUUAUCAUCUAUCAAAGAAACAUAACAGACAUCCUUUACCUAUUAAAUUGUGACCAGACCACCCAGUGAAACAUUUGAAAAGCCAUGACAUUUUAUCUUCUGGAGGGACAAACGUAAUUUACUUUAAGUUGAAAUUAUUUUUAAAGUACUAUAGUUCCAUAUUUAUAAAAAGAAAAAUGUAGAAAUACUAUAUUAGAGGUAGGUAAAUAUUUGGGUUUUCAAUAUAACUAUUAUUUCAUUCUGGUACAUAUGCUUUCUUUUUUUCUUUCAAAUUAAAAUGAAAAGAUAAAUGAACCCGAGAAUAUUAUUUUCAUAGUACUUAAUGAAAAAAAUGCACACAUUAAAAUGUUUGUCACUGCGGAAUGUAUGGUUUCAUUGGUUUAGAAACUACAAGUAUACUGUAUUCUGGAGCACUACAACUGUACUUAGAAUAUUAGAAGUUAGAAUAUUUUUCCGUUACAGAAUACAGAUUUUAGUUCACAGCAAUAGUUAAUGUUGUAAUUAACUUUAUGAAACAUUCAUAGAGAUGUAUGUUUUUGUAUAAACCACCAAGUAACUGUUCAGUAAACUUUAAAAAAUAAAGCAUUUAAAGAUGUUUUAAUUUUUCUAUACAAAAAGAUGAAGAAAUAUUUAGUUUUAUUGGGAUUGUAAGAUUUUUUUUGGGGGGGGGGGAAUUAAAACAAAGCAAAAUAGUGAAUUCUCUAACCAUUUUGUGUGGUGUUAAAAAGUGUAAUAAUUGGAUUUAAACUAUGUUUCAUCUGAUAUAUUUAAUGUUCACAGUAUGUGGGUAAUUGUGUACAUAAACUGAAAAUUACCUGCGUAUAAAUUCAACAUUGGUGAUGUUUAACACUACAAUUCUUAGUUUUAUGCAGUUGCUUCUAAAUGAGCAUUACACUGUUGAAAUGAUAAGCACAUAAUUAAAUUUUGAUUUCAUGCCAUCAGCCAUUUCUUUGAAAUAUAUAGUUCAACUGAGUAUAUAGAUACAAGCUUGAAUUCAGUUCUCUUCUAGUCCUAAUUUUUAAAAAUGGCUGUGUUAUUCUUUGAAUUAACUACCCUUCCAUGUCAUUUUAUUAUUAUAAAGCAUAUUUUCAAUUGUGAUAUUAAAUAUAUUUGCAGGCUAAAAUUCCAAUAUGACAUUACUGGUUUGGUGGCCCAUGUGUUUUAAAAAGUGCUAUGCUAGAAAUAAAGAAAAGAUUAAACUGGUAAAGACUUGUAUUUUGUCUCCCUGUUAAACAGAAUGUGCUUAUUACAUCUUUUGGGACAUUACAGUGCUUCAACCUUUCAUUAGGUUGAAAUAAAAUGUUUUUAAAACUGAAUAUCUUUCAGUUUGGAAUUUUGAAAUAUAUAUGUUUCUGUAAAGGCAUAAACCUGUGGUUAGACAAAUUAAUCAUAUACAUGUAAAAUUCUGUAAUCUUAACAGAUACUCUUCAAGCUGUGUUAUUUCUGUGUCCAUGUUGUCUUAAACUUGUAGCAGCUAUGUGAAACAUAUGUUGUUGUUGUUCAUCUCUAAUUGUCAAUAAAGAGCACAUCAGAAAUGGA